AUGGCGGGAGCAGCACAGGGACGGUUCCGCCAGCCGAACCGUUCUGUGAACGCCGCGCCCUACGCGCACCCCACGUGCGGGUAUCACACGCCAAACGCCCGGACCUACGUCCGCCCCGACGGGAAGUCCCGCCCCCGAACGGAAGCUGUGUUCCCGCCGGAAGUCCCGCCUCGCGCGGGGGCUGAGCCCUGGAGAUUGACCUUCCGCGGAAGCCGUCGGGUGUGUGGCUGUGCUGCUGUGGUCGGUCCCCGCGGGUCCUUCCCGGAGCUCUCCGAGUCGGCUUGCCGCUUUGUCUCCUCCCGUGGAGAUGUCAACAUUGGAAAUUACUCACAGAAUGUACUCACUCAGCCAAUUGACACCAGCAUUUCUUCCUUGAGACAAUUUGAACCCCUUUGCCAAUUUCAUCAGACAGACUUGUUUAAUAAUGAAAUAGCAUUUCAAGAUCUGACGGAAAGCUUAUCUUACACAGAGGAGCCAGAAUUACAGCAUUAUGUAUGUGAUUAUGCAGAAGACACCAAUAUGCAGGAAGACUCAUUUAAGGAAGAAAACCCGAUGGGAACUAGCACUUUCACACAUACAGAUCAAUUUGCUCUUGAGUGUGUCAGACAGCCUUCUAGAAGCCCACCUCUAAUCCAAUGCAGUGAAGAGACACUGAAAUUCAUGGAAAUACCACUGGCUAAUAGUACUGCCAUGGAAUCUGCCCUCAAUCCUAGUCAGUCUCAAGACUUCUUGUGUGAGAAAGAAGUACCUUCCAAAGGAGUACAGAAUUCUAUGGAUAUUCCUGAGAUGUCAGUCAGGCACCAAAAGGAAGUCCCAGAAAAAGGUGGGUGGAGUCCACAGACGGGCUCAACCUGGGCUCCUACAGGCAUCUGUUGGGUCGGUGGAGCGUCUCAGGAGGCCUGCGUGAUACCUGACUCAGAGCAGAGCUUGGAAAGCUUACAACCUCUGGAACAGGACAUGGCUUUGAAUGAAGUCGUACGGAAAUUAAAAUGUACUAACAAAGAAAAGGAAACUCGGAUCCAAGACCUAGAGCGUCAGAACACGUAUUUAGAGAAGAAGGUUGAGGAACUACAGAUGAAUGCGACUAAACAGCACGUGUUUGUGGCCAUCAUCAAUAAGCUAAAGGAGAAGGUCGAAGAGCUAAUUGAAGAAAAGUACAGAAUAAAGCUGGAGAAGAGUGAUACAGAGAAGACACUGCGGAGUUUGCACGAGAUUUUAGUUACCACCCAAAACCACCUUCAGGAAUGCAGGAGUGAGAAGGAAACCUUACAGGCAGAGUUUAAGAAACUCAAGGGCAAUUAUGUUAGUCUACAGGAAAGGUACAUGACUCAUUGCAUGGAGAUGGACAGCGCCUUGAGCAAGAAAGAAGAAGAGAUAGAAAGCCUGCAGCAGCUCAAAGGAGAGCUGGAACAGGCCACCAGUGCCGCUCUGGACUCGUUGAAAAGGGAGAGGGAGACCGGAAGAGAGUUCCUGUCUUUACGGGAGGAAUUCCAGAAACGUGAAAGGAAACACCUGGAUGAAAGAGAGAAUCUGAAAUCUAAACUCGAGAAAUUGGUCGCUCAGGUUCAGAAGGUGAAAUUCCUAUCCGACAGUGAAAAAGCUAAGAAUGCAGAACUCCAGCAGCAGAUCGACAAAGUGAAAAAUGAAAACACAAAACGUCAGCAGCAGGUUGCAAGGAGUGAGGAGCAAAAUUGCGUCCCUAAAUGUGAGAUAACUCAACUCAAGGAGAUCUUAGAGGAUGUAAUAGAGUCAGAUGUGGACAAGGAUACAAAGAUGACACAUUUUAAUUUGUUCCCGAAUCACUCGCCUUGUGAAGAAGGGAGCGCAAACCCCCCAGACAUGAAAAGAACUUCACAGCCAACAUCCAGAAUUCUCAAUCUUCUGGGUCUGAUGGUAGAACUUCUCCCACAUCAGGACAUCAUCAAUCCUGAUGCUGAACAUUUCAAAGAGAAUGAGAAAGUUAGUGAUAUCAUGCCACAAAAAUUGAAGAGUUUUCAUCUUAAAAAGAAAAUUUUAGAUAAAGAGCUACUGAAACAUAAAGACAAAAUCUCAGCUUUCAGAAAGUUACUUGCUAACGAAAAAUCAUGUCAACAUCAGGUUCCUGGGGUUACAGGGUGUGACUCCGAGGAAGCCAAGAACGUCAGAGACACGCCUGUUGCCCAGGCAGCCGAACUGAACCCGCACCAUAACUUAAGCAAGGAGCUUGAUUUUCUGAUUGCAAAGUUGGGAAAUCUUCUAGAGACAAAAGAAGACCACUACAACAGACUCACUGAAGAAAAUGACAAGUAUCAAAGAAAUUUAGGCAACUUAAUAAAUAAGGUUACAUCUUAUGAGGAAAUCAUCAAAUGUGCUGACCAAAGGCUUGUGAUAUCCCACUCCCGGAUUGCACAUUUAGAAGAGAGAAAUAAACAGUUGGAAGAUUUCAUUAGAAGGUCCAGAGAGAGAGUCAGAAAACCAAGGACCUGA
This is a messenger RNA of Budorcas taxicolor (takin), 2466 nucleotides long. It is a transcript of the gene CAGE1, whose product is annotated as cancer antigen 1. The record is from RefSeq and is a predicted model, not a curated record. The coding region runs from base 1 to 2466 and encodes 821 amino acids. NCBI's taxonomy places the organism in Eukaryota, Metazoa, Chordata, Mammalia, Artiodactyla, Bovidae. The transcript has 12 exons.